AUCAGCUGCCUGUUUCUGUUCCUGGUCGUGAUGAUGAUUGUGGUCAUCCUGGUAAUUGACCUCAAAGAACGCAUCUCACCUUCAACAACCAAUCCAGCAGCAAACAUGUCAGUUACGAUUCUGGCCACUCCUCCGUAUGUGUCCCCAGGACCGUACCAUGUAGAAUACCCAUCAGAGUACAUCUUCAUCCUGGAUGAGCCAGAGAAAUGCCGGGAGCAGAACCCCUUCCUGGUUCUGAUGGUGCCAGUGGCGCCCUAUAACAGGGACGCUCGUGAGGCCGUCCGCAGUACUUGGGGCAGUGAGAGGCAGGUACUGGGCAAAGAGGUCCGUCUGUUCUUCCUGCUGGGACUGUCCAGUGGAGAGGAGACAGAGCAGCUCCAGGAGAAGGUGCUGCAGGAGAGCAAAGAGCACCAGGAUCUGCUGCAGAGCGACUUCAUAGACAGCUACAAAAACCUGACCAUCAAGACCAUGGUGAUGAUGGAGUGGCUGAGCUCUCGCUGCCCCAACGCCUCCUACGCCAUGAAGAUCGACUCAGACAUGUUCCUCAACGUGAACACCUUGGUCAACAUGCUGCUUCACGCUCCAAAACAGAACUACAUGACUGGAUUAGUGGCCCAAUGGGCCGCCGUUCUAAGAGACCGUAGCUCCAAAUGGUACCUUCCAAUGGAGGUGUUUCCUGAACCGGUAUAUCCACCUUACGCUCUGGGCCUGGGCUACGUCUUCACCUUAGACCUCCCCAGGAAGCUGGUGGAGGCGUCCAGGCAUGUUAAAGCCGUCUACAUAGAGGAUGUGUAUCUGGGACUGUGUAUGAAACACCUGGGCAUCCGGCCUACUGACCCCCCCAAUGGAAACCUCUUCCAGGUUUCCCCUGUGGCUUAUGACCGCUGCACCUACUCGCGGCUGAUAGCCACCACCACAAACAGUAUCACUCACCAGGUCAACACAUGGACAGACCUACACAAACCUGGUCCUCCCUGCUGAUCUCAUACAGUAACAAAAAGUUUCUGCAGUAUUGAAGGUCCCCAAGAACACAGUGGCCU
Molecule: messenger RNA, 1040 nt
Organism: Salvelinus namaycush (lake trout)
Lineage: Eukaryota; Metazoa; Chordata; Actinopteri; Salmoniformes; Salmonidae
Product: beta-1,3-galactosyltransferase 2-like
Exons: 1
Coding region: 31-981 (316 amino acids)
Cellular component (GO): membrane
Molecular function (GO): N-acetyl-beta-D-glucosaminide beta-(1,3)-galactosyltransferase activity
Source: RefSeq, a predicted model, not a curated record